AUGAAGCAGCAUAUAAAUCUGAGUGAUGUUGCUGCAACCCUUCAAACUGAAGUGGGGAAAAGGCUCAGUAAUGUAUCCAGCCAUUUUUCUGCACUGGAUAUGUCUUCUGCUCAAGGCUUUGCCAAAUGUGGGGUUGAAACUACGUUGUGGUUCCAGUGGGUUAAGAGAGUUGGCAUUCUCUUGGGCCAGCAGAUGGAAGUAGACAUGCAGGCACACGGUGAAGGUGGAGUCAGAUUCCAGAACUGGGCUAGAACAUAUGGUUCCUCUCCAGAAAUGUAUUUCCAGCCAACAACAGCUGAUGAGAUCAGAGAGAUCUUGGCUCUGGCCAGGCAGAAAAGCAAGAAAGUGAAAGUGGUUGGUGGUGGACACUCCCCAUCGGACAUUGCCUGCACAGAGGAUUUCAUGAUCCAGAUGGGAAGGAUGAAUAAGAUCCUUGAGGUGGACAAAGAGAAGAAGCAAGUGACAGUAGAGGCAGGGAUUUUGCUUUCUCAUCUGAAUGUAGAGCUGAACAAACAUGGCUUAGCUCUACCGAUUUUAGGAGCUGUGUCGGAUGUGGCAGCUGCUGGAGUCAUUGGAACUGGCACUCACAACACUGGCUUCAGCCAUGGCAUCUUGGCCACUCAGGUGGUAGCCAUGACACUGUUGACAGCUUCAGGGGAAAUCCUGGAGUGCUCUGAAACUGUGAAUCCUGAAGUCUUCCAAGCGGCCUGUGUACAUCUGGGUUGUUUGGGCAUCAUUCUCACAAUCACUUUCCAAUGUGUCUCAGAAUUCUACCUGCAAGAAACCACCUUCCCUUCUACACUCAAGGAGGUUCUUGACAACCUAGAAAAUCACCUGAAGAAAUCUGAGUAUUUCCGCUUCCUUUGGUUCCCUCACAGUGAAAAUGUGAGCAUCAUCUACCAAGAUCAUACCAACAAGCCUCCCUCUUCUUCAGCAAAUUGGUUUUGGGAUUAUGCCAUUGGAUAUUAUUUGUUGGAGUUCCUUCUUUGGAUCAGCACAUUCCUGCCCUUCUUGGUAUCUUGGAUCAACCACUUCUUCUUUUGGCUCCUCUUCACUGGCAAAGUGGAAAAUGUGAACUUGAGCUACAAAAUCUUCAACUAUGAAUGCCGAUUCAAGCAGCAUGUGCAAGAUUGGGCCAUUCCCAUUGAGAAAACAAAAGAUGCUCUUCUGGAGUUAAAAGGGAUAUUGGAGACGAAUCCCAAAAUGGUAGCCCACUACCCAGUAGAAGUGCGCUUCACCCAAGGGGAUGACUUCCUCCUGAGCCCCUGUUUCCAGAGGAAUAGCUGUUACAUCAACAUUAUUAUGUACAGGCCCUACGGGAAAGAUGUUCCACGCCUUAACUACUGGCUUGCCUAUGAAGGAGUCAUGAAGAAGUUUGGAGGGAGACCACACUGGGCAAAGGCUCAUACAUGCACCCGGAAGGAUUUUGAGAAUAUGUACCCAGGAUUUCAGAAGUUCUGCUGCAUUAGGGAGAAACUAGACCCCAGGGGAAUGUUUCUGAAUACUUACCUGGAGAGAGUCUUCUAUUGA
Messenger RNA from Notechis scutatus (mainland tiger snake), 1530 nucleotides. NCBI's taxonomy places the organism in Eukaryota, Metazoa, Chordata, Lepidosauria, Squamata, Elapidae. The record is from RefSeq and is a predicted model, not a curated record.